Phyllostomus hastatus (greater spear-nosed bat) is the source of this 2249-nucleotide messenger RNA. It is a transcript of the gene COPS7B, whose product is annotated as COP9 signalosome subunit 7B. The record is from RefSeq and is a predicted model, not a curated record. Gene Ontology annotation, biological process: COP9 signalosome assembly. Lineage: Eukaryota; Metazoa; Chordata; Mammalia; Chiroptera; Phyllostomidae. The transcript has 7 exons. The coding region runs from base 225 to 1019 and encodes 264 amino acids. Gene Ontology annotation, cellular component: COP9 signalosome.
UUCCAUAAACCCUAUUUCUCUGUAACUUAGACUCCAGUGUGCCGCGCAGUGUGCGCAAAUUCUUAAAUCCUCCUUCGGGUUUGGUGGUGUCUGAAUCCCGGGAGUUGAAACCAGGCAGGAAGACCCUCUUCACUCUCAAAGAAGAUGACAACCCAACAGAGAGGUAACUUCUGUUUACAUGGAACUCAGAAAUCUCCUGCAAAUCAUGAUCUUAAGGCCAGAGAAUGGCAGGUGAACAGAAACCCUCAAGUAACCUCCUGGAACAGUUUAUUUUACUAGCCAAAGGCACUAGUGGCUCAGCCCUCACUGCCCUCAUAAGCCAAGUCUUGGAGGCGCCUGGAGUGUAUGUCUUUGGAGAACUGCUGGAGCUGGCCAAUGUGCAGGAGCUGGCGGAAGGAGCUAACGCCGCUUACUUGCAGUUGCUGAACCUGUUUGCGUACGGGACGUACCCAGAUUACAUAGCCAACAAAGGGAGCCUGCCAGAACUCAGCACGGCGCAGCAGAACAAGCUGAAACACCUCACCAUCGUGAGCCUGGCGUCGAGAAUGAAGUGUAUCCCCUACUCCGUGCUGCUGAGGGACCUGGAGAUGCGGAAUCUCCGGGAGCUGGAAGACCUCAUCAUCGAGGCUGUCUACACGGACAUCAUCCAGGGCAAGCUGGACCAGCGCAACCAGCUGCUGGAAGUGGACUUCUGCAUUGGCCGUGACAUCCGCAAGAAGGACAUCAAUAAUAUUGUCAAGACCUUGCACGAGUGGUGUGAUGGCUGUGAAGCAGUUCUGCUGGGCAUCGAGCAGCAGGUUCUGAGAGCCAACCAGUACAAGGAGAACCACAGCCGGACCCAGCAGCAGGUGGAGGCAGAGGUAACCAACAUCAAGAAGACUCUCAAAGCCACUGCGUCCUCCUCGGCCCAGGAGAUGGAGCAGCAGCUGGCCGAGCGGGAGUGUCCCCCCCACGCUGAGCAGAGGCAGCCCACCAAGAAGAUGUCCAAAGUGAAAGGUCUGGUCUCCAGCCGCCACUAGGGCCGGUUGGGGCGGCUGGCACUCACCGGGCCUGGGGCAGCCGGGGAGGGGACACCAAGGGCCUACUUCCUCCCCUCCCCACCUUCAGUGAGUUCCAGACCUGCCCGCCCCUCACCAGCGCCUCCCCGCCCUGUUGGUACUGUUUCAGAAGAACCGUUUCGCCCCUGCCCAGCCCACCCCCGCCCACCCCAGUUGUUCCCUUCAGACUCAGGGGCCCCACCGACGCCACCCCAGCAGGGUCAGACGCUGCCCGGCUGCCCUCCCGGAGGCUCUUGUCUGUGUCCAAGGGCUUGUCCCCCUCCCAGGUUUUUUUUUUCCCCUCCAUGUCAUGUUGUCAGGCUGAUCAGAGCCAGAGGCAGCUUUAACCAGCCCGCGGGGAUGACCGAGAAGGAGGCUCCUCUCUGAGUGCGGUGGGCCUCCCGCAGCCCCACGGACCGCGGUGCCCACGCGGCGCAGGCCCCUCCAGCCGGGGAGCCCGACGCUUCGUUCCCCCUCCUGCCCUGCCCCUCCCUGGCAGCCCUGGUCCGACCGAGCAAGCGGCCGAGCAAGCGGCCGUGGAGGGGUGUGGUGCUGGGCUGUGUUUGCUAGCCCUGCGGGAGGUUUCUGGCCUCUGAAGCCCAGCUCCGCUCCCUCGCUGGUGGGAGCGCUGGGCUCACUGGCGUCUGGUGUCUGAGCAGCAGGGGCGGGCGCUGUGGGCCUGCUCAGUGGCAGGAGUUUCGUCCAGCUUGGUGUCCUCGGCCGCCGCUGCCCACUCAGACUGGUUUCGGCGAGGACGCCCCGGCGGCCCCUGGGGCUGCCCGUCAGCACUUGCUCUCCGUGCUGGGGACGGUGGUGCCGAGGCCCCUCUCUCCGGGGAAGGACCUGUGGCCGCUCUGUCCCUCCCGUCCCACCCUCCCUGGCUGAUGCCCCAGAGCCCUCUGAUGAUGGCGUUCUCCUGGCGAGAGGAAAGGACUUGACUAGCCUUUCUGAACUUGAACAGUUUCAGGUUAUAUUUUGAUUUUUUUUUGUACAGGUUCUGAUUCUAAUACAUUUCAACAUGCCUUUUUCCCCCCCCGUGUCAAUGUUUGUGGCAGACGGAUCGCCGGGGACUUUGCCCCUGGUCGGCGGGGGCCUGUGUGUAUGUGUGCGUGUUCCUUUUUAAGGGGAAGGGGUGGUCUGGACCGAUACUCAAGUUCACCGAGGGAAGAAGCACAUUCUAGAACAAAAAAUAAAAGUGGAGACUUACUGUGA